This is a messenger RNA of Neurospora tetrasperma FGSC 2508, 2029 nucleotides long. RefSeq lists its product as uncharacterized. The coding region runs from base 126 to 1862 and encodes 578 amino acids. The record is from RefSeq and is a predicted model, not a curated record. The transcript is spliced from 3 exons. NCBI's taxonomy places the organism in Eukaryota, Fungi, Ascomycota, Sordariomycetes, Sordariales, Sordariaceae.
CCGCGAUGCUUUUGAAAAGGAUAGAUAUUUGGAGUAACCAAGCACGACUGCCUGAUUGACUGUCAUAUCUGCUACCGACUUUGACAGCAACAAUUCAUAACAACGACGAUUGAACAUCAAUCACCAUGGGCGAAGAAACUACCUCUAGAGGUAAAGAUACCGAAUCCGCUGAAUUGACGCCGCCAUCCGAGUUCCUUGCGCCAUGUCCCAAAUUUCGGGUCUUGGUCUUGGGAAACCCCGAGUCAACCAAGCAGGAGCUGUUUUCGCGGGUGUUUGGUGUUGAUCUUGAAAAGAAACUAGUCUCCGACGCCUUCUCCGCCACCCACGACAUCAACCUCCCCCUCGACCUGCAAGGCCAAAACAAGCGCGUCGAAAUCUUUUCCUCCCCCAACUUUUUCUUUCCCUCUCCUCCUCCCGAAUCAGGCGAAGACGACCCGUCGUACAUCCUCGCCUACGCCACCCUCCGCAUCGUCACCGACUUCAUCAAGGCCCAUACCUCUUCUGAUACCACGGCACCCCUCCACGCAAUCUGGUACUGCGUCUCGUCCGCCGACCCCGACCGCCCGAUAUCGGCUGUCGAGCAAUACUUCUUUGACCACCUAUCGGGCAUCGUACCCACGCAUAUCCCUGUAUUGUUGCUGUUUACCAAAUAUGAUGAGUUUGUAAGUCAGGUGCAGAUGGAAUGGAUCAAGUCUGCGCAGGAAAAGGGUAUGUCGAAAGUGGCUGUGGCGCAUAUUUUGCGGGACUUGGUACAUAAGCGGUUUGAAGAUACGAUUGGGAAGAAGUGGGGACAGCUUUUGAAGAGCGUGGAUAGCGGGUUGGUAUUGGAGCAGGCGAGGAGGGAUAGUGGGUUUGGGUAUAGUUUUGGGUUUGGGUAUGGGGGCUCGGAUCGGAAGGAUGUGUUGCAUUUAGAUGAUAGGGAGGUUGAAGAAGGUGGGAAAAAAAGGGAGGUGGUGAGAGUUUUGGUGGGUGGAGGGGGGGAGUCAGAGCAAGAUUGGGGAGGGGAGCCGGCGUGGGGGGGGGAGUUGGCGGGCGUGGAGGAAGGGGGGUAUGGAGAGUUGGUGAAGAGGACGUUGGAGGGGUUGAAGGAGUCCAAGGAGGUGAGGAGGGCGUUUGCGGCUGCGCAGAGGUGUUCGGCGGGUGUUUCGAGCGAGUUCGCCGCAGAAUUGGCAUCCACCUACUUUGACGUCGACACCGGACACGCCCGCAAGCUCCACGGCGUCGACGUGCGCGACAUCAUGCCCAACUUCUACGCCAAAGCCGUCCAGCUCUUCAACCUGCGCGACGUCUCGUCCGUGCUCGAGGACCCCAACCUCCUGGUGCGCAUUCUCGAAGCCACAUUUGGCAUGCACCAGCGCAUCCUCGUCGACGACUCCCUCUCGCACUCCUCCACCGAACCCAGCAUCUUCCUCGGCCUCUCCCCGCACGAGCGCGCCGUCCUGCUGGCUCAAGGCAUGGCGGCCGUCAUUCUGUUCCUACACAAGCUCGCCGACGUGCAAUGGCCUCAUCGCGACAACAGUCGUGGCAUCUUGCCGCCCGCAACUAUCACGGCCAAGGACGUGCAGCGCGUCAUUGACGAGAUUGAAAGGGGGACCGAGAAGCGGGAGUUGCUGGAGGAGAUUGAGAGCAGUCCGAUUUUCACGAGCUGUCGGAUGCGGAAAGAGGUGGCGGAUUUGAUUUACGGGGCUGUGGAAAAGGCGGAUAAAGGCGCGGCGUCGCAUUUCACACGGGAGGCGAGGGGCAAGGGCACGGUGAUGGUGGAUGAUUCGGAUUUGCAGGAGAUUAGCCUGUCGUUUGUGAAUGAUAAGGGACCUGAAGAUAUGGUGCUGCCGAAUGGCUUGAGGAUAUUGCCGUUGAACUGACGGAUGGAAUUUGGAAACAGGACUGGGAUUGACUGCUGCAAUUGGAAAGGGAUUGGUUGGAUGUCAUGAUUGGAAACAUAAUUGGGGAAGGCGUUUGGGGGGUUGAUUGAGUGAUAUGUUCGCAAUGAUGAAUGAAUUAACAGUAUUUAACUGGGACGGAAUGAAAA